Messenger RNA from Komagataella phaffii GS115, 594 nucleotides. RefSeq names its product Protein required for ethanol metabolism. The transcript has a single exon. The coding region runs from base 1 to 594 and encodes 197 amino acids. NCBI's taxonomy places the organism in Eukaryota, Fungi, Ascomycota, Pichiomycetes, Pichiales, Pichiaceae. Gene Ontology annotation, cellular component: mitochondrion; membrane; cytoplasm. The record is from RefSeq and is a predicted model, not a curated record.
AUGUUGCUAGUGUACAACAAUUUUUUGCAGAGAAAUCCGAUCAUCACCAACGGCCUCACCACAGGCUUUCUUUUUGGAACCGGAGAUGUAUUGGCUCAGACUUUGUACUCUGAUGGAGUGUCUAAUUUUGACUAUAAAAGGACACUUAGAGCUGUUGUUUAUGGCGGUAUCAUCUUUGCGCCCAUUGGAGACCGUUGGUACAAACUUCUAAACGGUAUCAGGAUGCCAGUCAGGCUGUUCAAAUCUGAAAAGUCUCAGAAGGUAAGCGAUACAAUUGCUCGUGUAGCGGUAGAUCAACUGGUCUGGGCCCCGGUGGGAAUCCCGUUAUACUACUCUUGUAUGGCAAUGAUGGAGGGCCUUACCAUCCAGCAAUGGAAACAGAAACUUGAUGAAAAAUACAUGGAUACCCUUUUUGCAAAUUGGAAAGUUUGGCCCCUGUUUCAAUUGGCAAACUUUUAUGUUUUUCCUGUUCAGCAUCGCUUGCUGGCUGUUAAUGUCAUCAGCAUCAUUUGGAACUGUUAUCUCUCUGCCAAGAACAGUGGGGUUUUAGAGGAUAUGCCUGUCAUAGAGGACGGUACACUUAGACAAAGCUAG